GCUAGAUCGCGGCUCAGUCUAUGGAAACUCGCGGUGAGGUAUAAAUAAAACGACAUCGCGGUAGGUCUGGAACCGAACAAAUCGCGGUCGCGGCGUGCUGUGGAAAAACAAGAGAAAAGCGCAUGUCACCGGAACGACCGCGUGUCACCGGGUUUUGGCGCGAAUCGCUUUUUUGCUGGACGAUGUUUUUUUGUUUGUGUGAAAAACUGGGAAUUACGCUGCGCAACUAGUGUGUUACGUAAAUCGGGGAAUGAUUCAUCAAUGGAACAACAUGUGAAAGCUUGGCGGAGCGAUUCAACAGAUAUCGGAAAGACGUUACGCCACAAAUCAAAAGUUUCGAUCUUCCGAACCGCACAGUGUAAAGAGUAUUUGGAGGUAGCUGAAAGUUUGUUUGGGUGAUGCAUCUGCCAGUCUCACUGAACUCUUGCAACGUUUCAGAAGAAGCGUGGCCCAAGUCGACAAUGUGCGACUCCUCAUCCGGGUACCAAACCAACCCGGAUUUUUACUGGUUUGAACAUAGGGUUCACGAGAUUCAAUCCGAAUACGCUGGCGAGCUAGUGCGCACCGGUAGUCCGUACAUUUUGUGCACUCAAUUGCCUGGUCAUUGGCGUAGCAAUAAGACGUUGCCAGUAGCGUUCAAAGUAGUCGUUGUGGGUGACGUCGUAGAUGGAACGGCUGUGACAGUUCGAGCGGGUAACGACGAAAACUGUUGCGCAGAAAUAAGAAACGCGACAGCGCACAUGAAGAACCAGGUGGCAAAGUUCAACGAUCUAAGGUUCGUUGGCCGAAGUGGAAGGGGAAAGUCGUUUUCGAUAACGAUAACGAUAGCUUCUAAUCCACCACAAGUUGCCACGUACAACAAAGCGAUCAAGGUGACAGUUGAUGGGCCUCGAGAGCCACGAUCGAAAACCAGUGAGUACUGAACUGCCUGUAAAAGAUAAUGU
This is a messenger RNA of Acanthoscelides obtectus, 944 nucleotides long. Lineage: Eukaryota; Metazoa; Arthropoda; Insecta; Coleoptera; Chrysomelidae. The record is from the annotation of a GenBank genome assembly.